AUGUACCAACGUCCCGAUAUCAUCACUCCCGGCGUCGAUCCCAACGGUCAACCGAUCGAUCCGCGUCAGAUCCAGCAACACUUCGAAGAUUUCUACGAAGAUAUCUUUCUUGAACUUUCUAAAUUCGGUUACAUCGAAACCCUAAACGUUUGUGAUAAUCUUGCCGAUCAUAUGAUCGGUAAUGUUUACGUUCUAUUUCGUGAGGAAGAUCAUGCUGCGGCCGCGCUUGCUUCGCUUCACGGUAGAUUUUACUCCGGUCGUCCUAUUCUUGCUGAUUUUUCUCCGGUGACGGAUUUUCGUGAGGCUACUUGUCGGCAGUAUGAGGAGAAUAGUUGUAACCGUGGUGGUUAUUGUAAUUUCAUGCAUGUUAAGAAAAUUGGAAGGGAAUUGAGGAGGAAACUGUUUUCUUCUCAACGGAGCAGGAGCAGAAGCAGGAGUCGGAGUAAUAGUCCUCGCCGGAGAAGGAGAAGCAGAGACCGAGAGAGGCCGCGUGAUAGGGAUAGAGAUUAUGAUUCUCGUGGAAGAAGAAGUAGUGAUAGGGAUAGGGAUAGGGAUAGGAAUAAGGAUGGUGAUAGGGAGAGGAAUAGAGAUAGUAGGGAUGAAGGGGGAAGGAGAAGAAACGGUAGUUCGGCGAGGGAAGGGAGCGAGGAAAGGCGAGCAAGGAUCGAGCAAUGGAACAGGGAAAGAGAGGAGAAGCCUUGA
Lathyrus sativus (Indian pea) is the source of this 702-nucleotide messenger RNA. The record is from the annotation of a GenBank genome assembly. NCBI's taxonomy places the organism in Eukaryota, Viridiplantae, Streptophyta, Magnoliopsida, Fabales, Fabaceae.